CCUUGCUGUCCACCUACUGUCCCAUGUUGAAAGGCGUCACCUGUCGUCAAUCCUACAGCUACUCAUCCACCGCAUCUCGACACCUCCAGCGUGCUUUCCCUACAUCAUCGACAUACUCGCUCCGCCCUACAUCCCGACCUCUCCUCCACGCAACCCACAAGCACUACUCCACCACAGCCGAGUGGCCGUACAUCUACCGAAGAGAACCCUCGCCCACCAUGGCCCCGCAACUAGACUCCUACUUCAAGACCGUCGACGACCUCUCCGACCACUUCAUCGGUCGCCUGCGAGACGCCGUCGCCAUUCCCUCCAUCAGCGCCGAGACCGAGAGACGAGGCGAUGUCGUCAAAAUGGGCAUGUUCCUCAAGAGCCAAUUGGAGGCGCUAGGAGCAUACAUGGAGGCGCGUCCGUUGGGGCGUCAACCGGGGAAAGACAUUGACCUCCCACCCGCCAUCAUUGGGAGAUACCCGGCCAAGAAGGAUGACACCAAACGCACGGUGCUAGUCUAUGGACACUACGAUGUGCAGCCCGCGGAUGUGACGGACGGGUGGAACACCGAGCCUUUCAAGCUCACCAUUGACAAGAACGACCGCAUGUGGGGACGUGGGUCAACUGACGACAAAGGCCCUGUCCUCGGAUGGGUCAAUGUGAUUGAAGCGCACAAGAAAGCCGGCGUGCCCUUCCCCGUCAACCUUCUGAUGUGCUUCGAGGGCAUGGAGGAGAGUGGCUCGGAGGGUCUGGACGAUUUCAUCACCGCCGAGUGCAAGCCGGGCAAGUUCUUUGCCGACACCGAGGCUGUGUGCAUUAGCGACAACUACUGGCUCGGCACGAAACAGCCCUGCCUCACUUACGGUCUGCGAGGCGUCAGUGCAUUCGGCAUUGAGAUCAGCGGGCCCAAGUCGGAUCUGCAUUCCGGUGUCUAUGGCGGGACGGUGCAGGAACCCAUGACUGACUUGAUCCGCGUCAUGGCCACUCUGGUCGACGGCGAUGGCAAAAUCCUCAUCCCCGGGAUCAACGAGCUUGUCGCCCCCAUGACCGAGGACGAGAAGAGCCUCUACAAAGACAUUGCCUUCUCCGUCGACGAAUACCAAGAGGGCAUCGGCGCCAAGACGACCAUUUUCCCCGACAAGGAGAACACGCUGCAGCACCGCUGGCGCUACCCCUCCCUCAGCCUGCACGGCAUCGAAGGCGCCUUCUCCGGCGAGGGCGUCAAGACCGUCAUCCCGCGCAAAGUCGUCGGCAAAUUCUCCAUCCGCACCGUCCCCGACAUGGACCUGCAAAAAGUCACCGAUCUGACCGUCGCGCACUGCAACUCCGUCUUCAAGAAGCUCGGCUCGAAGAACACCGCGAAGACCGAGUGCCUCCACGACGGCCGAUGGUGGCUCGCGUCGCCCCGCCACUGGAACUUCACCGCUGCCGCCAAGGCGACAGAGAAGGUGUACGGCGUGAAGCCGGAUAUGACGCGCGAGGGCGGCUCCAUCCCCGUCACGCUGACGUUUGAGGAGGGCACGAAGAAGAAUGUGCUGCUGCUUCCCAUGGGCACGGGCACGGACGGCGCGCAUUCGGCGAACGAGAAGCUGGACAAGAGGAACUAUAUCGAGGGAGUGAAGUUGUUGGGCGCGUAUCUGCACUAUGUCAGCGAGGAGCCGAUGAACUAGAGCUGUAGCUUGUAGACGCCGUCGCUUGAAGACUCCAGCUCGUAGGGAGAUAUGUUCUACGCAACGUUCGCCGAGCCAUUGCACCCAGUCAAGUAUCCACAAUUUACGUCGCAAGGCUAAGACAAUCCACGUGGUGCAUUGAACACGAAGGCAGCCAUGACGACAUCGACUUCUGUCCUCGCGAUUUCCCAUUCCAC
Neohortaea acidophila is the source of this 1855-nucleotide messenger RNA. RefSeq lists its product as uncharacterized. The transcript has a single exon. NCBI's taxonomy places the organism in Eukaryota, Fungi, Ascomycota, Dothideomycetes, Mycosphaerellales, Teratosphaeriaceae. Gene Ontology annotation, molecular function: peptidase activity. The record is from RefSeq and is a predicted model, not a curated record. Gene Ontology annotation, biological process: proteolysis. The coding region runs from base 24 to 1658 and encodes 544 amino acids.